This is a messenger RNA of Myotis brandtii (Brandt's bat), 2785 nucleotides long. RefSeq names its product cilia and flagella associated protein 53 (gene CFAP53). Lineage: Eukaryota; Metazoa; Chordata; Mammalia; Chiroptera; Vespertilionidae. The record is from RefSeq and is a predicted model, not a curated record. The transcript is spliced from 8 exons. The coding region runs from base 1083 to 2678 and encodes 531 amino acids.
UAUUAAAAAAGAAGAAACAUUGUUUUGUGGCUGAAAAGCUGAACCAGCAAUUCAGGAAAUGGAAUCCAAAUCUAGAAACGUACCAUAUACAAAAUCCGAAGUGGGUGGAUUACAAGUGAUUAAGGAAUGUUAAUUUACAGUAAAUUGAAGCCUUGAAAUGGUAUGCACAAUAAUUGUGCUCUGGUUAUUGUUACAUGACAGUGACUGGCUAGGUACUGAUUUUUUUCUGUAAUCUAUAUAUUCUAGUGUUCUGUGUCCACCCCACUUUAGAGUGAGAGCAGCAAAGAGUCAUCUUAAUUGGCUUUAAGGUAUUGACUACAUUGCUCUUGGCUGGAAAUACAGCCUCCACCUGUGCUGAGGGCCCCUUCCAAGUUCCCUGGGCUCCGGAUUCUCAGGGCCUCAUUUACUUGCCCAUCUAAUCCACACAUCCUGACUUUGGUCCAAUGUGACCCUUGACUCAGACUCCUGGUUUUUAUGGUGCCCAGUCAUUCCUAUCACUGCACUACCAGCCCAUCUGGUCUGCCCCCCAUCCUAGAGUACCCCAAGUCUAACUCUUGGUUUGUGCCCAGAGUAAUAAGAUUUCAUUAGUAACAGAUUUAUCAUUACUGGUUGGGCAGGCUGACGAGGCAGUUCGGCUCUCUCAGCCUUUAUUGUAAAAUGAGGGUAAUGCCUGCUGUUCCGUUAACCUAUAAGAUAUUCGUGAGGCUCAAACAUCUGUGUGUGAAAAUACCUUGCAAAUUACUGUCAAGAACUACCAAAACAUACCAGGAGGUCUUGUGAUGAUUUACGUUAUCAAGAUUAUCCUAGGAUGGCCACAACAUUUAAUAACCUUCCCAUAAAAUGUCCACUAACCUUUCUCGUGCUUUUAGACCGACUGGUUACAGGAUAUAAAUAGCAAAGCCAAUUGGAAUAUUAUUAGAUCUUUGACUUCACUUCGGGUAAAAGAGGCUUUUUUCUACUACUCUGAUGAACCCUAGAGGAAAAGGGCGAGGUCUGCAGGAGACCUGAUCAAGGGCGUGGUGAGGGCCCCCUCGUAGACUCAGCUUAUCUGCUUCCAGAGGAAGUCGCAAGUCCCGGCGUCUAUGGUCACCAUGGUGACAGGAUCAACUUCCGCCCCACCCACCUGCCCCGCGAGGCUCACCAUGGCAACGGGACAUCUGUGUCUCCGAAGCUGGUUCCACCGGUUGCAGGUUGCACCGUUAGGGAACUGCGGCAGACGCCGCACUAUCCCGAGGGGAGACUCGAAAAUGUACAGCCAGCGGUUUGGCAUCGUACAGCGGGAGGUUAAGGGCCCCACUCCCAAAGUGGUGAUGGUGAGAGCCAAGCCUCCCGGAAGCCAAAGGGCUGAGCAACAACUGGAAAGAAUCCUACGCAACUAUCAGAAACAUCAUGCUAUUUUGGAUUCCAUUAAGUCCAUAGAACGGGAACGCUUGAAAGUUGACUGGUGCCAGCACAAUGAUCGCAAAUUUGUGGGCAGUCUUGUGAAAGCAAGAAUGAAGGAUGCCAUGCAAGGAUUUAUCAUCAACACUGAAGAAAGACGAAAUAAGCCUCAUCUCCUGUCCUUGGUUGGACUUGGACACUCCCUGCUGGCUGCAGAAAAGAUGCUGGAACGCUGUGAGGAGCUCCGCACUGAAUUGCUUUCUAUCCAUGAGAAGAAGGUGUGCGAGGAGCGGAAAGCACAGGUUGCGUUUAAUGAGGAGCUGAAAAGGCAAAAACUGGUGGAAGAGCAGAUGUUCUGUAAGCUCUGGGAGGAAGACCGAUUAGCCAAGGAAAGGCGAGAAGCCGGAGAGGCGAGGAGACAGAAAAAGCUAGUGGAGAACACACGGCUGGGGCUGAAUGCCCAGCUCACCGACAUCAACGCGCGAAGGCAGGCAGCGCAGCGGCUGAAGGAAGAGGAGGCGCGCCUUGUGGAAGAUGAAAGAGCUCAGGUGAAAUUUGAGAAUGAGCAGGAUAAGAUAGAGAAACAGAGGACAAAACAGAAACUUAGGACCACUUUGCAAAAAGCCCUCCAAGAGAAGAUAGAACGUCUUCAGCAGGAGUACAGAGAAGAGCAGGACUUGAGCACGAAACUCGUGCAAAUGGCACAGCAAGACUUACAGGACGAGGCUGAUCAAAACAAGCAAAAAAGAGAAGAUAGGAUAAAAGAACAGAAGAUAUAUCAUCAGUAUUUGGCACAGCAGCGUGAGGAAGAAAAUGCUCAGGAAAAAGAAUUGGACAGAAUAUUAGAAGAAGAGAAGGCAAAGCAGUGGGCGGAGAAGGACAAACAGCUGAAACUUGAAAAGGAGGCAAGGAAACAACUUAUGAAUGAGGUCAUGUGUACAAGAAAACUUCAAGUUCAAGAAAAGUUGCAACGAAAAGCGAAAGAACUGGAAGAACGUGCUCUGGAAAAGGAGCACAUACAGGAAGGUCUUAAAGAGCUUAACCGUGAAGAGGAGGAGAAUUUUGUAAGACGCUCCGGGUUAGCCCAGGAGUACCAGAAGGAGCUUCAGAUGCAAAUGUCCUACCAGCAGCAGGCCCGGGAAGCACAGAAGGAAGAGGAGCGCCGGGAGCUGGAAGCAGGGAGAGCAGCAGACAAGAGGUGCCAGGACAAGAUCCAGGAGCUCCUGUGCCACUCCCAAGUGCAGCUCCGAAACAUCCAUCCCAUGCGGAGGGCAUGCCCUGCCAAGCCCCCACCAUAGUUUCAUAAACAUCAGUGUUUUUUUCAGUCUUUUAAUAUUUUUAACUAAAAUACACUUAUAUGUUCCUUUGAGCUCAUAGAUAAACUUCCUUUUUCUCUGAGAUUGCA